UAUUUGUUUAAAUAUUUGGAAAUAAGUCAAAUUGUAAAACAUGGCACAAAGUGCUGCUUUAUUAACCCGUUUAUUGGCUUAUUCUGUGACAGCAGCUAAAAGAGCUGGUAAAAUCAUAAGAGACAUUAUGAGCCAAGGAGACUUGAAUAUUGUUGAUAAAGGAAAAAAUGAUUUACAAACAGAAGCUGAUAGAUCAGCACAAAGGUGUAUUGUAACUUCUUUAACUAAACAAUUUUCAGAUGUUACUAUCAUAGGUGAGGAAGAAUCUUCCAGUUGUGAAGUACCUACUGAUUGGGUUGUCACUGAAAUGGAUCAAGAGGUUUUGAGUAUAAAUCUUCCAACUAAUUUAGAAAAUGUUAAUGCUUCAGAUCUAUGUGUAUGGGUAGAUCCAUUAGAUGGAACUUCAGAGUAUACUCAAGGUCUUGUAGAGCAUGUGACAGUUUUAAUUGGUGUUGCUUUUAAAGAUAGAGCAAUUGCAGGUGUUAUUCAUCAACCUUAUUUCAGAAAUUCAGAAAGUAAUUCUUGGGGAAGAACUAUAUGGGGUAUUGAUGGAGUUGGAGUUAAAGGAUUCCAGCCAAUUUCACCCAUAGAUGGAGAACGAAUUAUUACUACAACCCGUUCACAUUGGGAUAGUACUGUACAAGGUGCUUUGGAUGCUUUAGAGCCAACUAAUAUCCUACGAGUUGGUGGUGCGGGUUACAAAGUUGUUCUUUUGUUAGAAGGAAAAGCUCAUGCAUAUGUUUUUGCUAGUAAAGGUUGUAGACGCUGGGAUACUUGUGCACCUGAAGCUGUUUUACAUGCUGUAGGUGGAACUCUUACUGAUAUUCACGGUGAAAGAUACUCGUAUAAUUCUAAAACAAGUUAUCCUAAUAAAGGCGGUGUCUUAGCUACAGCUCCAGGACAGAUACAUCAAUGGUACCUUGCACGUAUUCCCAGUGAAAUAAAACAAAGGUUAAUAUAAGUUCAGUUUUGGGCAAUUGAUUUAUUACAAUAAUAAAAAUAAUUAUGUGUAGAAAUAAAUAAAUAAAUAAAC
Molecule: messenger RNA, 1033 nt
Organism: Ceratosolen solmsi marchali
Lineage: Eukaryota; Metazoa; Arthropoda; Insecta; Hymenoptera; Agaonidae
Product: 3'(2'),5'-bisphosphate nucleotidase 1
Exons: 4
Coding region: 41-961 (306 amino acids)
Biological process (GO): phosphatidylinositol phosphate biosynthetic process
Molecular function (GO): 3'(2'),5'-bisphosphate nucleotidase activity
Source: RefSeq, a predicted model, not a curated record